UUCAUCCUGAGUGAUUUUUGUGUGUGGAUUAUUCGAUAUUUGUCAUCGAUAGGAGUAGCUAACACUGCUGGUGAAUAUGCCGAUUGGAAGUUAGCAUUUUGUUUUUAUUGAGAACACAAACGCCGUCCGUUGGACUACUUUGUGAAGUCUAAGCGGAAAUGUUAAGCGUGGAGUCGUUGCAAGUGGCUGAGGAGGAGGUGGUUGAAUCCAGCUCCAGUAAACUCGGGGACAUUUACACUUUUGUGGCUAAAGGAUGCUUUCCUCAGACGAUGAGUCCUUUACGAAAGAAGAAUCUUAAAAGAUACGCCCAGAAAUUUAUAAUUGAUGAUGGCAAGCUGUACUAUGUGGGACCCAAGAAAGAAGAGAAGAGGGAGGUGGUGAUAGAGGCUGAGAGGAAGAGGCAGGUAUUUCUCGACUGCCACUUCAAUGACAUCGGUCAUCACCUGGGCCAAAAGAAGACUGUCCACAGGAUCCAGAGCAAGUACUACUGGCUGGGGAUCAUCAAGGACGUGGUUGACUGGAUAAAAGUAUGCAAGACCUGUCAGCACACAGAGAGGAAUAAAAACCUGGCAAGGACUGUUCGCCCUAUAAAAGUGGAUGCACCUUGGGAUAUUGUUGGGAUUGACAUUACAGGACCUUUCCCAGAGACACUGCAAGGCAACACCAGUGUCACAGUCCUCAUUGAUUAUUUUAGUAAAUGGCCUGAAGCUUUUCCAGUACAGAAGAGAGAUGCUCUCUCUGUUGCGAAAUGUAUCUCCAAAUGCAUAUACAGGUUUGGUGCCCCUAAAACAAUAGUGUGUACACAGAAUGCUGACUUCUGUGAUGAGGUGACAAAGCUGCUGGGCGACAGGUGGAGCAUUGUGCAGAAGGUGUCUCCUCUGGAUCAACCUCAGCUCAACCCGCUCCAUGACUGCACGAGUCCUCUACUGAAGGAAGCCAUUCUGCAAAUGGUAACAGAGAAGCAGGCGGAAUGGGACGACUUCCUGGACCCUGUGCUGUUCCUCUUCAGGACGUCCACCAACCCUACGACCAAGUUCAGCCCCUACUCCCUCAUGUUUAACAGGAAAGCUAAUUUACCAAACGAGACUACUUUGAGCCUGCUCAACUAUGAUGACCAAGAGCAGGAUAUGUAUUCCACAAAGGAGAAGGCCUCGGCGUAUAUGACCAUAAUGCAGGAGCAGCAGAACUCUGUGAAGCAGCUGGUGAUGGCCAAUAUGAACGCUGCCUACAAACAAGAGAAGAAGAAGAACACCACCAAGCGGAGAACACAUAACAUGCGCUCGAUGACUUUUAAAAUCGCAGAUCCUCUUUUCUGUGCUGCAGACUCGCCCUCCCCGAAAAAACUGAAAGACGGUAUAUAUUUAUCUUUCCCUGUGGAGACGGUGCUGGCCACCGAGCAAAGCAGCUCAGAGGACUUGAAGACGGAGUUGGAAUAUCACUUAGCCGAGUCUGACAUCCACUGAGGACGACCGGGAAGAAAAUUGUAGAGUGAACAGAUGAGUGGCGCACGACGAUGAUGUCAUGAGCGGCCUUGGAAGUCUUGGACAGAAGAUGGAAAUUAUGAUUAUUGCUGCUAACGCUCACGUUGUUCACUGGUGUUUGGAACCAAGAAUACAAACGAGAAAAAAGACACUGAACAUUGGUCCACAUGAAUUUUUUAGCGUAUUCCUCUUUUUCCAUAAAAACCUUGUUUCCCAUGAAAAUAACUUAUUUGUUUUUCUUCAUAUGUGUCAUACAAUAUAUAUAUAUAUAUAUAUAUUUUUUUUACAAUACUUUAAAAUAAAAGUAUAGUUUAAUUUG
Pseudoliparis swirei is the source of this 1800-nucleotide messenger RNA. RefSeq lists its product as uncharacterized. The transcript has 8 exons. The coding region runs from base 159 to 1463 and encodes 434 amino acids. The record is from RefSeq and is a predicted model, not a curated record. Gene Ontology annotation, molecular function: nucleic acid binding. Gene Ontology annotation, biological process: DNA integration. Lineage: Eukaryota; Metazoa; Chordata; Actinopteri; Perciformes; Liparidae.